Molecule: messenger RNA, 687 nt
Organism: Suillus plorans
Lineage: Eukaryota; Fungi; Basidiomycota; Agaricomycetes; Boletales; Suillaceae
Exons: 4
Coding region: 1-687 (228 amino acids)
Biological process (GO): regulation of transcription by RNA polymerase II
Cellular component (GO): transcription regulator complex; PcG protein complex
Molecular function (GO): RNA polymerase II cis-regulatory region sequence-specific DNA binding; DNA-binding transcription factor activity, RNA polymerase II-specific
Source: RefSeq, a predicted model, not a curated record
AUGCCAAAGACCUACGCUUGCUCUAGCUGCAACCAAACUUUUCCCAAGUUCGCCGACUGCAAGAUACACGAGGCCAUGCAUUCACCAGAAAAUGCGUACUUCUGCACCUGGGACGGGUGUCACUUUGUGACGUUGCAUAAAUCAAGCUUCCUUGUCCAUACUGAUGGACAUACGGGCGAGCAACGCUACAUCUGUCCUAAUGAUGGCUGUGACUACAGAACUCACAUCCCUUCCAGCCUCACGUACCAUCGCAAGAAAGAACAUGGGUUUGUUCCUGAGCCGCGUGGCAAUCGUCGUGACGCGGCCCAGUCGUCGCCCCAGCCUCCGCCGGUGGGAGAGCCCCUUCCCCUUGGUACAUUCUACCGAUACCCAUACCAACUCCAACCCGUGCAACCGCAACCGCAGGCGAUGCAAUCCUAUCCCGCCCAAUACCAACCCAUGCAACCGCAGGCGAUGCAAUCCUAUCCCACCCAAUACCAACCCCAAUCCACUCAAUACCAGCCUCCCCCACCUAUCCACAACCAGUCGCUGGGAGUCUUAUACGGCUCAGCAGAUACCGCAGUCGACUAUACCAUGUAUGCCGGACCUGCGAUGGCCGCAAAUGGGUGGACUGAGGGAUGCAUGUUUCCUGAGAUGAUGCAGAGACGCCCUUCGGACAUGCCAGGGUAUGAGUAUAGGCGUGCUUAG